UCUCCAGUGGCAUAUAUAACACUACUGCUGUGCUAGUACCCCCAAAGACUGGAGACAGUAGAGACUAGAGACGAAGGAGAGGCUUCUAGACUCCGAGCUCGACGAAACAAGCCGAAGCGUCUCGCCUGCGCGGUCGCGAGCGUGCGAGUGGGGAUUAGGGAUGGCGGCGAAGAAAGUGCUCAUGCUCUGCGGCGACUACAUGGAGGACUACGAGGUCAUGGUCCCGUUCCAAGCGCUGCAAGCGUAUGGGGUGUCCGUGGAUGCCGUCUGCCCUAGCAAGAAGGCCGGCAACAUCUGCCGCACCGCCGUCCAUCAGGGGAUCGGCCACCAGACAUACUCUGAGACAAAAGGUCAUAAUUUCACACUAAAUGCUUCAUUUGAUGAGAUAACUGCUAGUGAAUAUGAUGGAUUGGUAAUUCCUGGUGGACGUGCACCCGAAUAUCUUGCAAUGGAUAGACAGGUGCUUAACCUAGUCAGAAAUUUCUCUGAUGCUAAGAAGCCUAUUGCAUCAGUUUGUCAUGGACAGUUGAUUUUAGCGGCAGCAAGAGUAGUUGAGAACCGUAACUGCACAGCAUAUCCAGCUGUUAAACCAGUUUUGGUUGCUGCUGGUGCUAAGUGGGAAGAACCCGACACAAUGGCAAAAUGCACUGUUGAUGGCAAUCUCAUCACUGCAGCAACUUAUGAUUCUCAUCCUGAAUUCAUCAGCCUAUUUGUCAAAGCACUUGGAGGUUCAGUGGCAGGCUCAGACAAGAAAAUACUGUUCCUCUGUGGGGACUACAUGGAAGAUUAUGAGGUUAUGGUCCCAUUCCAGUCUCUUCAAGCUCUUGGCUGCCAUGUCGAUGCUGUUUGCCCUGACAAGGGAGCCGGGGAGAAGUGCCCGACAGCCAUUCAUGAUUUCGAAGGUGAUCAGACUUACAGUGAGAAGCCUGGCCACGAUUUUACUUUAACAGCAUCAUUUGAAAGUGUGGAUGCUUCAAGCUAUGAUGCACUUGUGAUUCCUGGUGGGCGGGCUCCGGAGUAUCUGGCUCUGAAUGAUAAAGUCAUCAGCUUGGUGAAGGCCUUCGCGGAUAACGGAAAGCCAAUUGCAUCGAUCUGCCAUGGCCAACAGAUAUUGUCAGCUGCUGGAGUCCUUAAGGGGAAGAAAUGCACUGCGUACCCAGCCGUAAAGCUCAACGUUGUACUUGGGGGCGGAACCUGGCUGGAGCCUGACCCGAUCCACCGCUGCUUCACCGACGGCAAUCUCGUCACUGGCGCAGCCUGGCCCGGGCACCCUGAGUUCGUGUCCCAGCUCAUGGCGUUGCUCGGCAUCAAGGUUUCCUUCUGAAGUCCGAACUGAGAGUUUGAAAGUGCUCCCGUGGGACCUGGGGGGCGUGAUAGGAUAGCUUUGGAUAUCCAGACAGAAGAGAACACACUCGUAUGACACGUAUAGCGACCGCUCCAUCUCAUCCAUGAUCUAUGCGCAGCAAGUUUCAGGCUUACACUUUUCUUUUGUCAGCGUUGUGUAACUGUAACGUGGAUGUUGUUUCUUCUUGGUUCAUUUUUUUUUGGUGUCGUCCUUUUGGGAUUCAAACAAUAAAUAAACGCUUGUAUACUGCUAUGUGUUAUACUUCGAGCUGCUGGUUUUUUGUCAGAC
Sorghum bicolor (sorghum) is the source of this 1633-nucleotide messenger RNA. Its product is annotated as protein DJ-1 homolog D. The record is from RefSeq and is a predicted model, not a curated record. The transcript is spliced from 5 exons. Lineage: Eukaryota; Viridiplantae; Streptophyta; Magnoliopsida; Poales; Poaceae. Bases 161 to 1324 code for a protein of 387 amino acids.